AUUCUCCUGCUGAACGUCUCCACAGGUCAAACUCUGACAUGUGGUCCAUACGAGUAUGAGACACCUGGUGGAUGCUGUCCUAUGUGUCCACCUGGAAGAUGAAAACACUUUUCUCUGGGAGUGUGUUACCUGUCCUGGUUUGGAGUUACAUUUCUCUUGGUCCUAAAUCUGCGUUGGUUCAAACAGACGAGGAAUCUGUGCUGGUCUUCUGUUACAGAGAGAAUGAGACCUGGAUCAGCUGCAGUGUUUCUGAUUCUCCUGAUGAACGUCUCCACAGGUCAAACUCUGUCAUGUGGUGAUAUCAGUAUGAGAUAAGUUGUCCUGGAAGAUGAAAACACUUUUCUCUGGGAGUGUGUUACCUGUCCUGGUUUGGAGUUACAUUUCUCUUGGUCCUAAAUCUGCGUUGGUUCAAACAGACGAGGAAUCUGUGCUGGUCUUCUGUUACAGAGAGAAUGAGACCUGGAUCAUCUGCAGUGUUUCUGAUUCUCCUGAUGAACGUCUCCACAGGUCAAACUCUGACAUGUGGUCGAUAUCAGUAUGAGAUAAAUGAUCGAUGCUGUCCUAUGUGUCCACUUGGAGGUUGGGUUUAUGCAGACUGCACAGAGUCCAGAAGUACUCUCUGUAAGCCCUGCACUGAUGGAACCUUCAUCGACCAUCCGACUUCCCGUACACAGUGCUACAUCUGUAAAAGCUGUGAUGAAGGUUCUGGUCUGAAGAUGAAGACGUCGUGUACGAUAGUAUCAGACACAGUUUGUGAACCUCUGGAAGGAUUUUACUGCUCAGACUCUAGAAAGGACGACUGUGUGGAAGCAAGGAAACACAGACGCUGUGAACCAGGAGAAUACAUCAGAGAACACGGAACUUCCUCCACAGACACCGUGUGCUCGACCUGCUCUGAUGGAACAUUUUCAGACGGGACGUUUACAUCUUGUCUGAAUCACAAACAAUGUGACUCAGAGGGUCUAAAGCUGCUGAGAGCAGGAACUAAGACAGAGGACGCUCAGUGUGGAGGAAAAGUGUCACACAGGACUGGACUGAUUAUCUGUGUUGUUGUUGUUGUUGUUGUUGUUGUGAUGUUUUUAGUCUUUGUACUCGGAGUGUUUUAUUUCAGAUGGAGAAGGAUAAUUAGACAUCUAAUCUCAGGUAAGGUUUCCACUGUGACAAUGAAACAUGAUCAUGUUUAUUUUAUAGAUAUUAUGGUCUGUCUCAUCAUUUAUUUGAUUUUUAUUUCUAAUGUUUUAUUCCAGGAAACAGAAGACAAGCAGGACUGUCUCACCAGGUAUGUUUUAAACUCUCUUUACUGUCAAUCUGUUUUAUGUUCAAUGAUUUAAUAAAGUCUCUCUUAUUAAUGUUUCCCGUACAGGAAGGUGAGAAGUUAACCCUGAAGAGUCUGAAGUCAGAUGACUCCAAAGAGUCGAAGGUGAGCCAGCAGAGCUUUGAUCAAAUGUUCUCUGACUGACUGAGAUCAACUCUGUCCUGUUUUUACAGAUUUACUAAAUCUUUGAUUUAAACUAAAUCUCUUUUCUCCUCAGACGGUGCAGAGUGAAUCAUCUCCAGGAUCCUGUUCUGGUCCAGCUGCUGAAUCCUGACACACUGUUUAUAUCUAUUUAUUUGUAUAUAUCUGUUUAUAUAUCUGAUUAUAUGUAUAUAUGUGUUUAUAUAUCUGUUCCAGUUUUGUUUUUCUGAGACGAUGAUUGAACACAAACACUUUCAUCAGCGCUCCAUCGGCUCUCUCACCAUCAAGUUUAAAUCUUUUAGAAAUGAAAGACUGUCCCUUUAAUUUCUUGGGCCGGCUGUGGAUCAGUGGUGGUCGGUCGUCUCCCAAGUGAAAGGUUGUGGGUUCAAUCCCCAGCUCCUGCAGCAACAUGUUGAUGUUUCUUUGGACAAAACAUUUAACCCCAAAUAACUCCCUCUGCUGCAUCAUCAGGGUGUGAAUGUGUAAAGAUGAGUGUGAGCUGAGAUGAGUUCAGAUGUUUUUAUUAUGAUUUUUAUUAUAUUUUUAUUUACUUUUGGGUUUGUAAAAAAGCUUUUGUUGCACUUCAUGUUCAAAUAAUUCAUGUGAUGUCUUUCUGUUAAAGUCUUUAUUUCUGAUUGAACUAAAUGUAUGACACGAGA
Molecule: messenger RNA, 2115 nt
Organism: Labrus mixtus (cuckoo wrasse)
Lineage: Eukaryota; Metazoa; Chordata; Actinopteri; Labriformes; Labridae
Product: tumor necrosis factor receptor superfamily member 5-like
Exons: 9
Coding region: 453-1331 (292 amino acids)
Biological process (GO): positive regulation of cytokine production involved in immune response; defense response to Gram-negative bacterium; defense response to Gram-positive bacterium
Cellular component (GO): external side of plasma membrane; membrane
Molecular function (GO): protein binding; transmembrane signaling receptor activity
Source: RefSeq, a predicted model, not a curated record